Messenger RNA from Striga hermonthica, 979 nucleotides. Lineage: Eukaryota; Viridiplantae; Streptophyta; Magnoliopsida; Lamiales; Orobanchaceae. The record is from the annotation of a GenBank genome assembly.
UUGGAUGAUGAUGAUGACGAAGAUGAUGGCGGCAAUGAUGAUGAUGACGACCAAAUGAAUGAGUCCUUCGUUGCUGAAAUGGCUCACCUAGAAAGUGACAAAGAGGAGAGUGGCGAUGAGGAAAUGGAUGAGGUGUCCCAUCGUGAAGCAUCUCCAAGCCACCUCAGGAGUGCGUCCUGGAAAUUGCAGCCGCAAGAGGAUAGGCCAUUUUCAUGUUCCGCUGUGCAGAUUUUCUCAGUGUUCAUAGGCCGAGCAAAGUUCAGACCUCUGCAAAUCUAUGGUUCUGUUAUACUAUCAUCCCACAUUGGGAAAUCUCAGCUUUUUAGCAGAGAAGCAAAGGAGGAUGCCUUUAAAUUGGAUGAGCAUGUGAAAACCAUACCUGUACUCGACGGCUGCCAGGCUUAUGAUGAGUGUGCCUCUGUGAAAGUGAAAUUCGACCUCAAGGAUACCGAGAGCAGCCUGCACAUCAAAGGCUACGUUAAUUGGGAUUUGAGAGGUGCGAAACAUUGGGUGUGGAGAGAACCUGAUUACGGGAGGAGAUGGUUUGACAGGCAGCUCUGUUCUUUCGUUCAAGGCACGAACGGGUUUGCUGCUAUUUAUUAUACACUGUUUGAAGAAGCCGUCCAAGCUGAUGUGGAGGUUCUCUGCAUGCCCAAGACGGGGAACGGGAAUGCUGCCGUUGUUUGCCCCAGGAUUUAUGGGACUCUCGUGGCUCGAUACAAUAAUUAUGACUAUAGGACCCGAUAUAACAAGGAAUACUAUCAGAUUGGUCUCUUUGAGAGGAGUCGAGAGGAUCCAGUGGAGGUGGGGCCUAGGGGUUUGGUAGCGCUCUCGAGGUGUAGGGUCGCUGUUCCAGUGAAGUCCUCGCUCGUUGUUGAAGCAAAUUUUAUUAGCGAUGGAAAUGAUGGUGUUCCUCAUCAAGUGUUGUGCUCUAGGGAGUUUCGGAUUCGAGCUCGUGAUGAUGAGGCAAUCUUGGAGG